Messenger RNA from Bursaphelenchus okinawaensis, 1402 nucleotides. The record is from the annotation of a GenBank genome assembly. Lineage: Eukaryota; Metazoa; Nematoda; Chromadorea; Rhabditida; Aphelenchoididae.
AUGUUGGACGAGUAUCUCAUCUGGCUUGGCAUCAUCACCGCCACCCUGGCCAUCGUCAACACCUGGGCUUACUACCUGGUGUUCCUGUGGUCCGUCUACUUCAUCACAGUCAGAUUGUUGGAGAGAAUCUCGGUCAACGAAUUGAGCGACAAACCCGUCCUGAUCAGUGGAUGUGACAGUGGAUUUGGUCAUGAUUUGGCCAUCAAAUGUAUCAAGCAUGGAAUGCCCGUGUUCGCUGGUUGUUUAACCGACCAAGUAAGUUUAUGAUUAUUUGGAAAUUUUUGUUGUUUUAGGUAAUAUUUUUAAAAGUUGUUUAUUCUUUUCGAAUUUUAGGUAAUAACUCAAAACACUUUUUAAUUUAUAUGUUUAUCUUUAGGUAGAAACAGUUUAAAAUUUUAAUACAGUUAUGUUUUUUGAGAUUUAGGUAACAAUAUUGAGAUUAUUCUAGGUUUUUAUAAUUAAGAUUUGUCUAACUUUAUAUUUGCCAGGGAAUCAAGGGAAUCCAAGAAGAAGCAGCCCAGAUCCCCAACGGCAAACAGCUGAUGCACGCUGUCCAGCUCAACAUCAGAGAUCCGGAAUCCGUGAAGAAGGCGCGUGAGUUCGUCGACCAACACAUUGGUCCAUAUAAUGGACUGUGGGGCAUCGUCAACAAUGCCGGUAUCGGAGAUAACAGAGCUUGGGAUGACUGGCAAACACCCGAGAUGUACCAACGCUUCUGGGAGAUCAACACGCUCGGUCACAUCCGUGUAACCCACGCCUUUAAGGAUCUCGUCAAGAAAGCCAAGGGACGCAUCGUCAGUGUGGCCAGCAUCUGUGCCAAGGUCAACAUGCCAACUGGAGGCCCAUACAACGUGAGCAAGUUCGCCAUUGCUAGCUACUGCGACACCAUCAGGUAUGUUGUUUUCAUAAGAGAUGUUUUUGUUUUUAAAGUUAUUGUCAUUUUUACUUGUUGCUAAAGCAAGUGUAAUAUCUUAAUUUAUAUUUCAUCAUUUCUAGAUUGGAAUUGGCCCAAUUCGGGGUGCACGUCUCCAUCUUGGAACCAGGAUUCUUCAAGACCCCUCAGGCCAACCCUGGAGCCGCCGAAGCCGAUGUCAAGAUGGUCUGGGACAGGCUUCCACAAUCAGUCAAGGAGGAAUACGGAGAACACUACCUCCCCUACACUCAGAAGCUGGUUGCCGGAUACCUCGGCUACAAGUGCAAGCCUCAGCCUGAUCUCGUCGUCGAUGCCUACUUCAACGCUUUGACUUCAAAGUACCCACGUCGCCGCUACCAAAUCGGCUACGACUCAAUGUUCCAAUUUACUCCAUUGUCGUACCUGUCAACUGGCAUGCAACAACAAGUCUUCUACACUUAUCUCAAAUACUGGGCUGGACUCCCACGGCCGGCAAAACUGGCUGCUUAA